CGAUGCCUGUACUUUACUUAAAGCUAUUGCUUUUAGCGAAAAUCGUCAUUCAGUGCGAUGGAUUUAAAGACGAUACUAUUGGUAGUCUUACCUUUACUGGUGAAUUUCUGUUGUGCAACCGAAAUCGAAACAACUUCACCUUUUGUUGCUGAACUUUAUGUUACCAAUAUCUUAUCCCCUCGAGGUUUGCUUCUCGACAGUUCUGGUGAUAUUUUGGUAACGAGUUCAAAUGCCAGCACAAUAACUGCAAUAAGAGAAACAAUCGAUGAUGCCGGCAAUUCAACAGUAGAAACUAGAAUCAUAGUCAAUGCGCCUGAAUUGGUAUUGACUCAUGGCAUUGCGUUUUUUGGCGGCUUUUUGUAUGCAUCAGGUCAGUCGACGGUUUAUCGUUGGCCUUAUGUACCCGGCCAGUUUUCUUUGAUCGAUGGGACUACCGUUGAAACGGUGAUCAACGGAAUGGAAACUGGUGGACACACUACCAGAACGUUAAUAUUUGACGCUGCUGGAAUACUUUACGUUAGUAUCGGAAGCGAAGCCAACAUUGAUCCAGAUUCGAGGAGAGCGAGAAUUCGACGAUUUAAUUUAAGUUCACAAACUUUACCGAUUCCAUUUAGCGAUGGUGAAUUGUUUGCCGAUGGUGUAAGAAAUACGGUCGGUCUAGCAUUCAAUUCUGAAGGUGUCCUUUUUGGUGUUGAUAAUGGGCCAGACAGGCUUGAACAUCCCGAAUUCGGACCUGUUUGGGAUGAGAAUCCUGGUGAAGAAAUGAACAAAUUCACUUUGCCGAGUGGUACACACUACGGAUAUCCUUACUGUUGGUCGAGUUACAAUCUUGAAGGAUAUCCAGCAGGAUCACAAUUCGCGUGGCCAACUUUCGACACUCACAACGAUUCUUACUGUCAAGAUCCGAAUAGGAAUCCUCCUCCAGUUUUGUCCAUGCCCGCUCAUUCAGCACCACUGUCUAUCGAAUUCUACAAAGGCGAAAAUUGUGGUGUAGAUGGAGCCUUCCCUUGUUCUUCAAUUGGGGAUGCAUUCGUUGCCUUUAGAGGCUCUUGGCAUCCAGGUGUCUCAUAUGGAUACAAAGUAUCAUGGUAUCCUUUCAACAACAGCACGCAACUACCUACUGGGGAAGUAACCGAUGUAGUAUUCGCUCCAGAUGCUACCAACUCCUGUAACACUUGUUUGAGGCCUGUGGGUGCCAUUUUCAACAAGCGAGGUCAUUUGAUAGUGGCUGCGGAUGCAACAAAUGAAAUUUACAAAAUUACUUACGCUGGCAACGCAGGUGCUAGAUCAUUUGUGGCUUUUAACUUAAUUGCAUUUGUCACGUUUUUCCUGGCUUUAUUUACGUAAUUAUGUAAAUCGUUUACAAGUCAAAAUAAAAUAAUUUUUUUUU
Messenger RNA from Bradysia coprophila, 1390 nucleotides. RefSeq lists its product as uncharacterized. The record is from RefSeq and is a predicted model, not a curated record. Lineage: Eukaryota; Metazoa; Arthropoda; Insecta; Diptera; Sciaridae.